AUGAGGCUUGGAAUUAAAGUUUUGAAUGUAAUGAAAAGCGAAGAAAUUGUUGAGAAAGUGUUUAAAUUUGACAACUUUUGUGACACAUUAUGUGAUGUUUCUAAUCACGCUGAUUACGUUCAUCUUGGGGAUUUGGACAUAUUUGACAAUGAUUCUAAUUAUUUGAGUGAACACCCAAGAGUGUACAUUCCUACUACUAUUGUUAAAGCAGACAUCGGAUGUUACAACUUCAAUAAUCCAAUUGAAAAGCUUUUGAUCUCUGAGAAUGCCUUUUUGUUAAAUGAAUCUAAUUUUUAUGUGAACAACGCAAAUAGAAUACAAAUACCAUCUACUAUCACAAAAAUUCCAAAGUGUUGCUUUUCAAGGUCAAAACUUGAAGAAUUGGUCGUGCCACCAAAUGUGCGUGAAAUUGGAACAGAAGCCUUUUCGGAUUCAACGAGUUUGACGUCACUUUAUAUCCCAAAAAGUGUUACAAAAAUUGGAAAACGUGUUGUUGCUGGAUGCACCAAUUUGAAUUCGAUUGUAUUUGAAGAUGGACGCACUUUUGAUAUUGGAAAAGAAACUGAAGACCAAGAAAAUAUCCACAAUGUUACACCAAAUACAACAAAACUGAAUUAUAACGUCGAGUUUCCCCUUAAUAGUACAAGAAUAGAAGUCCCAUCAAGUGUCACAAAAAUAUGUUGUAGAUUUUUCUCAAAAUACAAAAAUUUGUGUGAAAUUGUAUUUCCUACAACAAUCAAAAAAUUUGAAAGUUUAAUAUUGGAUGAGUGUAACAAACUCACUAAAAUAUCAUUCUGUAGCUGUUUAAACAAAUCAGACAAUACAAACGUGCAUGACAUUGAACAAUUCAAAAAAUUCUUUUUCGACACAGUUGCUGUCAGUUACGAGUUUUAUCUUCAAAUGAAAGCGUUUGGGUACACAUUUCACAAUGUCAAUUACAUUAUACAUGAUUAUAACUUGUAUGGUACAAAGGUUGAUUUUUCUGUGAUUAAAUAUAUUUACAACCAAGAUAAAAAUGUUAUUUUAAAUAAUACAAAUUCAUUGAAAAGCUAUAUUUUAACAGAUUUUAAUUAUAAUGACAAGUUUGUGAUACCAUCAAAAAUUGAAGUUCUUGACAGGUGCUUUUGUAAUAGCGAUUAUUUCAAAGACGUGGACGUGUCGUUGGUUACAAAGAAAAUCACUGGUGAAUGUUUUAGUGGUGCACAAUUUUUACAAAGUGUUACAUUUUCAAACACAUUAGAAAAAAUAUGUUAUGAAGUGUUUAAUAAUUGUUAUUCAUUAAAAAGUGUAACACUCCCAAAAAGUCUUAAAAAAGUUGGUGAACGAUGUUUUGCAUUUUGUUAUUCGCUUGAAAGUGUGUGUUGUGAGUCACAGGAAGUUGUUUAUAACUCGCAGUGUUUUAUGAAUUGUUUUAAUUUAAAAACAAUUCCAAAAAUUCAAUUUUUAAAACGAGGAAUCUUUUGGUGUUGCAAUUCGCUUGUUAAAUUUGAAAGUUUUGGAGAUGUUGAAUGUAUUCCUCAUUGUACGUUUAUGAAGUGCUAUAACUUGAAAGAAAUAAUAUUGCCAGAAAAUCUUAAAACAAUUGAGAAAUUCGCAUUCAAAAACUGUUAUUCACUUGAGAAUUUAACAUUCCCAAAAACACUUGUAAUAAUGGAAGACGGCUGUUUCAUGAAUUGCUCAAAUCUGCAAAGUGUCAAUUUUAAAAACAAAAAUAUAAAAUUUGGAAAUGAUGUAUUUGAAGGAUGUACAUCACUCACCGAAAUACAAAUUGAAGGUGAAAAGAUUAACAAUUAUAAUGGAGAAGUCAGUUAUACACUUCACAAACAGUUUGAAAAGAAUAGCAUUUUUUGUGACAACGUAAAAGUGAAAUUUAACGAUUUAAAAAUAUUUGGAAUUGAUAUUUUGAAAAAUAAAAAUGUUCAUCGCAUUGAUGAAGGUGCAUUUUUUAAUAACACAACAAUUACUGAAAUUGAAAUACCAAAUAACAUUACUCAAAUUGGUAAUUUUUGUUUUGCGUGUGCAACACAACUUGAGAAUGUCAUAUUACCAUCGUCAAUAACAGAGUUAACCCCCUUCUGUUUUGAUAAUUGUGUGUCACUAAACACAAUAAAUCUGGAACACAUAAAGAAUAUUGGGAUGGGGUGCUUCGACAACACAAAAUUUGAAAAAGUCGUGGUUUUGCAAACAAAAACAAAUUAA
Entamoeba invadens IP1 is the source of this 2199-nucleotide messenger RNA. RefSeq lists its product as hypothetical. NCBI's taxonomy places the organism in Eukaryota, Evosea, Mastigamoebida, Endamoebidae. The record is from RefSeq and is a predicted model, not a curated record. The transcript has a single exon. Bases 1 to 2199 code for a protein of 732 amino acids.